AUGUCUCAAACACAGGAAAAGGCGCAAGAGAAGCUCAUCGAGUCGACUUCGUCGGUGCCACAGAGCACGGCGGCACAGCAGAGCGACAAUGUUGCGCAUGCGCUGGCGGGCGCUGGUGGAGGACUGCUGUCCAUGGCCUUGACCUACCCGCUCAUCACCCUCUCUACCCGCGCCCAGGUCGAAUCGAAGCGCGCCCAGUCGUCGACGCUCAAUGCCGCGCGCCGCAUCAUCAAGCGCGAGGGCGUCGCGGGCCUCUACGCAGGCCUUGACUCGGCCCUCUUCGGCAUCAGCGUCACAAACUUUGUCUACUACUACUGGUACGAAUGGACCCGCUCCUUCUUCGAAAAGGCCGCGCUCAAAGCCGGCCGCGCUUCCUCGAAGCUCACAACCGUCGAGUCCAUGAUGGCGGGCGCCCUCGCUGGUAGCGCCACCGUCCUCAUGACCAACCCCAUCUGGGUGGUAAACACGCGCAUGACGACGCGCAAGUCGGAGGCCUCGGACGAGUCGCUCCCAGGCGCUCCUACAACCCCGCAGAAAGCCCCGUCGACGCUCGGCACCCUCUUCGCCCUUGUGCGCGAAGAGGGCUUUGCGCGUUUGUUCGCCGGUGUCAUGCCUGCCCUGGUCUUGGUCAUCAACCCCAUUCUCCAAUAUACCGUCUUCGAGCAGCUCAAGCAGAUGCUCGAGAAGAGGAGGCGUGUCACACCAAAGGACGCUUUCUACCUGGGUGCCCUGGGCAAGUUGUUGGCCACGAGCAUUACCUACCCGUACAUCACUGUCAAGAGUCGCAUGCACGUUGCCGGCAGGGAUGGACCCAAGGAGGAUAUGAUGACCACCUUCAGGCGCAUCAUCCGGGAGGAGGGGUACACUGGCUUGUAUGGAGGCAUCGGACCCAAGGUUACCCAGAGUGUUAUUACUGCAGCCUUCCUCUUCGCUUUCAAGGAUGCACUGUACGCCUACACUGUCCAGGCGCGCAAGAAGCUUGCCAUGCGCCGUGCCUAG
Messenger RNA from Alternaria arborescens, 999 nucleotides. RefSeq lists its product as hypothetical. The transcript has 4 exons. The coding region runs from base 1 to 999 and encodes 332 amino acids. The record is from RefSeq and is a predicted model, not a curated record. Lineage: Eukaryota; Fungi; Ascomycota; Dothideomycetes; Pleosporales; Pleosporaceae. Gene Ontology annotation, molecular function: FMN transmembrane transporter activity; ADP transmembrane transporter activity; coenzyme A transmembrane transporter activity. Gene Ontology annotation, cellular component: peroxisomal membrane.